Messenger RNA from Cuscuta campestris, 1444 nucleotides. NCBI's taxonomy places the organism in Eukaryota, Viridiplantae, Streptophyta, Magnoliopsida, Solanales, Convolvulaceae. The record is from the annotation of a GenBank genome assembly.
AUGUAAAAUAUUAGUGCCAUUAACAAAAUUUUCUGGAGCUACUCAUCGCCUGUAAUGAAUCCGUCCCUUCAUCUCUGUAUCAAUGGCCACUCUCCAAACCCUCUCCUCCAAGUAUCUCAUCUUCCCCGUCUCUUCUCCUCCAAGAUUACUCCAUUUCAGAAACCCUUUUACUCUCUCCUUUUCCCGGGAGCUCUUAUUUCCCCGGAAAAUCACUGGGGUUCGGAGGGGUUCAGGCUUGCUAGUUAAAGGCUCUCACAGAGACAACGAAUCUCUGUCUACUAUUGAAAAUGAGAAGGAGAACGAGAGGCCUCCGUUCGAUAUCAAUUUGGCUGUCAUUCUUGCUGGUUUCGCAUUCGAAGCCUACACUAGUCCUCCUCGAGAUGCUGGAAAACAUGAAGUGGAUGCGGCAAAUUGCGAAACUGUAUUUCUUUCAGAAUCAUUUUUGCGUGAAAUUUAUGAUGGUCAGCUCUUCAUCAAGCUGAAUAGAGGUUUUGAUCUUCCUGCCAUGGAUCCAUGGGGUACAAGUGAUCCGUAUGUGGUCAUUCAGUUGGAUAGCCAGGUUGUCAGAAGCAAGGUUAAAUGGGGGACCAGAGAACCAAUUUGGAAUGAGGAGUUUACUUUAAAUAUCAAACAACCACCCGUUAAGGAUCUUCAGCUCGCAGCUUGGGAUGCUAACCUUGUGACUCCACAUAAGCGCAUGGGCAAUGCAGCAGUUAAUUUGGAAAGCCUUUGUGAUGGAAACAUGCAUGAAGUGCUGGUUGAGUUGCAGGGGAUGGGCAGUGGUGGAAAGUUACACAUAGAGGUAUGUCAAUAGACUGAUCUAAUGCUCCACUUGACACAUAUUGAAAAUGCAUCCGAUUUCUUUUCUCUAGUCUUCAUAUAUAUUCAACCUGUAAAUAAAUAAGAUUCCCCAUGUUUUGAAGAAUGUUUCAUAAUAUACCCCCUCCAUCCCCAAAUAUUUGUCAUUUUAGCCAAUAUUUUGUCCCAAAAUAAUAUAUACUCCCUCCGUCCCUCAGUUUUUGUCCACUUUCAUUUUUACACACCAUCCAAUGCACUUCUUUAAUCCAUUUUAUCUUGUAAUUUGUAUAUUAAAAAAUUAUAGAAAUUAUAUAUUAAUAAUCUAUAUGUUAAGACAAAUCAAACAAGAUCACACAUGACUAUAUUUAGGCUUACACAUUGAGAGAAUUUCAUGAGUCAAAGUGCUUAGAUGAAUAGUUCCAAAAGUCAAAAGUGGACAAAAAUUGGGGGACGGAGGGAGUAUAUUUUUUUGGAAUUCAAUGCGAAUUUUCAAAUAAUCUUCCAAAGUUGCCCACAUAUACUAGUAUUUUUUAAUUUUUAUAAAAUGAUUUUGUAUCCUGAAGUAGGGGUAAGGUCACAUUCAACUGUGUUGUUGCUUUUGUAUCCUGAAAAUCAGGGAAAAAGUUAAUACAUAGAUGAGUCAUUU